AUUAAAGACCCCACCCCCCACUUCCCUCCUACUACCUCUUCUCUCCCCAUUUCUCACCGCCAUUGCCGAAAGGCGAAAGCUUUUCCCCUCCGCUCCUUCUCCUUCUUCAAGCUCCCGACUCCUCCACGGCCAUGCCCUCCUCCCUCUACGUCGUCAUCCCGCGCGCCAACUCCCAGGCAGCACCCGCCCUCGCGCGCUCGUAGCGCAGCCGCACGACGGCCGGCCGGCGACCCGACCUAUGCUCCCUGACCAGUCGGGCAUUGGCUGACCCCCAAAUGCCUCGCACUAACUAGCCGCCUCUUGCACAUACACACUACUACCACAAACUCCAACAAGAACAAGAAGGAUUCCCCGCACGUUUUACGAAUCGGGCCGCCGCUAGGCUAGCUGCCUUGUCGUCGCCGGAGAGGAAUUUUAGCCUCGCCGGACGCCAAGGCGCGCAGAUUUUUUUCUGUUUAGCAUACCUUUUGUAGGUUUUUGUUUUCCUUCCUUAAAAAUCCUUCUUUUCGGAGCGGAAUUCACGGUUAAUUUUGCCGGCGAUGGGAGUGGUGGAGUUCUCGGUCCUGGGGGCGGUGCAGAAGUUCCGAGCCCUCAUCACCGGCUCCACGUCCCCCGCCGCCAAUGAAGAACCCCGCCGGGCGAGCUCGCCGCCGCUGCCCCCGACGCCGCCGCGCAGCGGGGACGUGUCCCCAGCGGAUUCGCCGCCGCCCGCCGCGGCGAGAUCCGGAGGCAGGCGCGCCAUCGCCGUCCGCCGUCAGAUCUCCUCGCCGCAGCUCCUCCGCUGCCACGCUGUCAGGAGGGCAGAUGGCGAGGAAAAUGACGAGACCGGGGUUCAGUUUUUCACCCCAGGGAAUGACUACUUACACGACUUCUCAGACACUGAGUCUGUGAGUACCGCUAACGAGCUCAACCGGUCUACAACCUUAAGCCCCUUGAAGAGCCCGACCUGGAUGGUCUGGCAGAAUGACGGCACGCAAUCGUCCAGGAGAAACGGCCGUUUCAGCCUGGAUUCUCAUGGCCAUGGUACUAAUCUAUAUGGCAGUGUCACUUGCAGCUGCGUGGAAGGCGACACCGCUGAACAUCCAGUUGACUUUGAUGCCAAUAUUUGGUGCCCACCACUGCCAGAAGAUGAGGAUGAUGACGCGGAGUCGAGACUAUUUGGAUUCGACGAUGAGGAUGAUGAGGUUGAGGUGUCGAGCAAUCUUCUUGCUCUUGGCUGCUUUAACACUAACCAAACAGUUGGUGUUGGCAUGCUCACCGAGAUAGCUCAUAAAGAGGGCCUGAGGAAUGCUGUACUUGGCCAUUUUCGAGCUCUAGUGGCUCAGUUACUGAAUGGAGAAGGUAUUAGUGUGGGAAAUGAUGAUGGUUCCAUAACUUGGCUUGAGAUAGUGUCCACCUUAUCCUGGCAAGCUGCUAGUUAUGUGAGACCAAAUACAAAGAAAGGUGGCAGCAUGGAUCCUACUGAUUAUGUGAAGAUCAAAUGUAUAGCAUCCGGGGAUCCGAUUGAUAGCAAUCUUAUUAGAGGAGUUGUUUGUUCCAAGAACUUAAAGCACAAACGCAUGAUCUCUGAGCAUAAGAAUCCGAAACUGCUCAUUUUAGGAGGAGCACUUGAGUAUCAGAGGGUCACUAAUAAAUUAGCGUCUAUUGACAAUAUACUUGAACAGGAGAAGGAGCAUCUGCGAAAGAUUGUGGGAAAGAUAGAAUCUCGCCGACCAAAUGUGCUGCUAGUUGAGAGAAGUGUCUCAUCUUAUGCCCAAGAGCUUUUGGAAAAAGGAAUUUCAUUAGUUUUAAAUGUUAAGAGGCCGCUUUUGGAGAGGAUAUCAAGAUGCACUGGAGCACAGAUUGCCUCAUCAAUUGACGAUAUUGCUUCGGCAAGGCUAGGCCAAUGUGAAAUGUUCAAGGUGCAGAGAGUUCUGGAAUUCCCAUCAGGAAAGCAGACAAACAGGAGGUCAACAAAAACGCUGAUGUUCUUUGAAGGCUGCCCAAGGCGUUUGGGCUGCACAGUUUUACUGAGAGGGUCCUGUAGGGAGGAACUAAAGAAAAUUAAGCGUGCAGUCCAACUUGCAGUGUUUGCCGCUUAUCACCUUUCUCUGGAAACAUCAUUCUUUGCUGAUGAAGGAGCAACUCUUCCUAAAGUUCCUUCGAGGCCUGUGAUAAUGGUGCCAGAUAUGCGAAGUGAUGCAGACUAUUUUGCUGCAUCUGCUGGUGUUGAUGUGCCUUAUAAACUCAAGCAAGUACAAGGCGAUGAUUCACGGAUUAUGCUUGAGGAAAAUUCAGUCUCACCUGGUUCAUUAUCUUUGAAUGAGGAAGGGAAAGGUAUCAUCUUCGAGCAUAGAGAAUCUGGAUCUCCUGUUGAACACAGGGAAUCUGAAUCGCCUGUUGAGCACAUGGAAUCUGAAUCGCCCGUUGAGCAAAGAGGACCUGAAUCUCCUGUUGAUCAUUACUUAUCCCAUGCAAUUGAUUCAUGCGGUGGGUGUAAAAUACCUCCAGAUUUAUUGGAUAGUGAUCCAAGAACUUCAGGUACUGUGAUGCAGUUUCAGUAUUUGUAUUACUCUGCAUUGUAUCGCAUUGCAAACAAUAACAAUCAACAUGUGGUACCAGGGAAGAAAUGUCAAGAAGUAGGCAAGUGGAAUCAUCAAACACAUCAUGACUUUCCUGCAAGAGACCUGAAUGACCAAACCGAGUUUUCUGGUGAAUACAUUCCUACUACUGACAACCAUCAAAGCAUCUUAGUUUCCCUGUCGAGCACUUGUAUCCCCAAAAGUCUGGUAUGUGAGCGUCCACAGCUCUUCCGCAUAAAGUUUUACGGUAGCUUUGAUAAGCCACUUGGGAGAUACCUCCGGGAAGACUUAUUUGAUCAGGCAUAUUGCUGUCAAACAUGUAAAGAACCAUCUGAAUCACAUGUAAGGUGCUAUAUUCAUCAACAUGGGAGCUUAACAAUUAGUGUUAGGCGUCUUCUGUCUCAGAAGUUGCCAGGUGAGCAUGAUGGCAGGAUAUGGAUGUGGCAUAGAUGCCUCAAGUGUGAACCUAAGGAUGGUGUACCACCUGCUACACGGAGGGUAAUUUUGUCAGAUGCUGCUUGGGGCCUGUCAUUUGGGAAAUUCUUGGAGCUAAGCUUUUCAAAUCAUGCUACUGCUAACCGAGUUGCAAGCUGUGGGCAUUCUCUCCAGAGGGACUGUCUUCGUUUCUAUGGAUACGGGAACAUGGUGGCCUUCUUCAGAUAUUCUCCUGUUGAUAUUCUAUCAGUUAACCUUCCCCCGUCGGUAUUGUGUUUCAACUGUCACAGUCCACAAGACUGGACUAAAACGGUGGCAGUUGAGAUAUAUGGCCAAAUGAAAUCCUUACAUUGGGAGAUAUCUGAUUUUCUCCAUCGCACUGAAAAGAGUAUUCUAAUUGAGGAUGAACCGGUCAAGACUGGUAUUCAAAGGCAGAUAAUUGAGAUGAAGGAUUUGCUCAAAAUGGAAAGAAAUGAAUACGAGAUUUUGCUUUUACCAGUUAUUAGAGAUAGCUACUUGCAGGCAUCAAUUGAUAUUCUGGAGCUCAACCGCUUGAGGCGUGGUCUUAUUCUUGAUGCUUACCUUUGGGAUCGUAGGCUAUGUUACAUAGAUUCACUUCUUGUAACAAAUGGUCAUGUUUCAAAGACCAAUCCUGCUGCAGAAAUUCUCUUGGACAUCAGGCUGAAGGAAUGGACAACAGAUUUGCUACAAGUGGAUACAAGUAUUGGGAAACCCACAUGCUUGUUGCAUUUACCAGGAAGUCCAAAAAAGUUUUCAGGAAGUCCAAGAAAAUCUUUGUUAUCCAGAGAAGGCUGCUUGAAUGAUGGCGAGUAUAGUAUGCCUGAGAAAAAAUUGCAGAUUGAUCUGGUCGAUCAUCCUGUUGAUGAUACAGAAGAUCUUGACAAGGUCUUCAGCAAAUUCAACGGACACAAUGAACGCCCAACUACUAAAGCUGCCAUUGGUAUGGAACCUGUUGAGCGGUUACCCUCACUUGCAUCUAUUUUUUCUGAUAAUAUUGAUUUGGCAUGGACUGGAUCUAGUGAGUUACAGUAUGAUCUUUCAGAAGGUUUCACCAACAUGGAUGAAAAUGGAUCCUUCAGUUUGUUGGAAAAUCGAAGUUACAAGAAUGCCCCAGUUAGAAUUCAUUCAUUUGAUUCUACACUGGCAUCCCGUAAGCGAGAACGCACUGGAUUAGCUCCUACUUCAUUGCAUCUGUCGUCCUUCAGAUCUGCUGAGUACUUAGGGGGUUUAACAAGCAUCACAAAAGAUCCAAUGCCAAACAUAAGGAGGGCUUGUUCUCAAAGGUCACCUGGGGCCAUAGAGAAACUAAGUGUUAUUCUUACUCGUACACCCACGUAUAUCUCAUCCGUUUCACAUAUGGUUGAAGAUGGGGCACGCUUGCUCUUGCCCCAGAUUGGCAAUGAGGAUGUUGUUAUUGCAGUCUAUGAUGAUGAACCCACCAGUAUUGUUGCAUACGCCAUGACAUCACAAGAAUAUGUGCAUCAAGUCACACGGAAACUAAAUUCAUCUUUGAGUUUUUCACAUCUUCCAAAUGCCAACGAGUUCAGACAUGGACUUGAGGGGUCCUUGCCCUCACAAGAAGACAGUCUGGAAUAUAAGGGAACUCAUUUUAAGUUUUCUUUUGAUGAUGAAACUCCUCUUCCUGCAGAUAAAGCAAAGUUCUCUGUGAUUUGCUAUUUUGAAAAGCAUUUUGCUGCUCUUAGAAAGAAAUGCUGUCCAAAGGAUAUUGAUUACAUCCGUUCACUGAGUCGCUGCAAGAGAUGGUCUGCGCAAGGUGGGAAAAGCAAUGUUUACUUUGCAAGGACACUGGAUGAGAGGUUCAUAAUUAAACAAGUCACCAAGACAGAGCUGGACUCUUUUGUAGAAUUUGCUCCUCAGUACUUCAAGUACUUAAUGGAAUCCUUGACGUCUGGUAGCCCAACUUGCCUGGCAAAAAUAGUAGGCUUAUAUCAGGUUAAUGUCAAGGGCUUGAAAGGUGGUAAGGAAGUAAAGAUGGAUCUGAUGGUGAUGGAGAAUCUUUUCUUUCAAAGGAAGAUACCUAAGGUGUAUGAUCUAAAAGGUUCAUUACGGUCUCGUUACACAUCUGGCGACAGUAAAGUCUUGUUAGAUUCAAACCUCAUAGAGGCAUUGCAUACAAAGCCUAUAUUCUUAGGGAGCCGGGCAAAACGAAGAUUGGAAAGAGCUGUCUGGAAUGAUACUUCAUUUCUUGCGUCAGCGGAUGUCAUGGACUACUCGCUUCUUGUUGGAAUUGACGAGGAGAAGAAAGAACUUGUCAUUGGCAUCAUCGAUUACCUGCGCCAGUACACGUGGGACAAGCAGCUAGAGACCUGGGUGAAGGCAUCAGGCAUUCUAGGUGGCCCGAAGAAUGAAGCCCCCACCGUCAUAUCUCCGUUGCAGUACAAGAAGAGGUUCAGGAAAGCCAUGUCCAAGUACUUCCUCACCGUCCCUGACCAAUGGACCUCUUAGCAACUAACUGAUUAUCCAGAGCACAUAGAAGCAUUAUCACAAUAGUGAAUGUUGCGUAAAGUCUGCGCGAGUCAUAUAGUCAGUUUUUUUGUGUGUGCUGUUGUGGGAAGAUUAACUCAUUCAUUUUGUACCCAGCUGUAUUGUGCUGUAGGCAUAGACAAGAUCAUCCUCUCCCUGGAUGCCAAGCAUGGUAUUUGCAGCGUCCAGCAACAGAUAAGAGGCUUGAUCUUUGUACAUUGGGACCAACAUAGUUAAAAAGAAACUGCGUUCUUUUUA
This is a messenger RNA of Lolium perenne, 5759 nucleotides long. RefSeq names its product putative 1-phosphatidylinositol-3-phosphate 5-kinase FAB1C. Gene Ontology annotation, cellular component: endosome membrane. Gene Ontology annotation, biological process: phosphatidylinositol phosphate biosynthetic process. NCBI's taxonomy places the organism in Eukaryota, Viridiplantae, Streptophyta, Magnoliopsida, Poales, Poaceae. The record is from RefSeq and is a predicted model, not a curated record. Gene Ontology annotation, molecular function: ATP binding; 1-phosphatidylinositol-3-phosphate 5-kinase activity.